Molecule: messenger RNA, 523 nt
Organism: Triticum aestivum (bread wheat)
Lineage: Eukaryota; Viridiplantae; Streptophyta; Magnoliopsida; Poales; Poaceae
Exons: 3
Coding region: 18-440 (140 amino acids)
Source: RefSeq, a predicted model, not a curated record
UUUUCAGGUGUUUCUAUAUGCGUUGGGCUUAUACAUCUCUACUCCCGUCUCAUUGGCAUUAUGUUGCGGCGGCGACGGCUCGCACGGAUGGAGGACUACAUCGGCCUCCAAGGGAAAGGAGCUCGCUCGGCAGCAGCCUCCAUUGGCAACAGCUCAUCUUCUCUCCAGCCAACUGUGGCCUGACUGACCAGGUGGCUGGAAUCGGCGACCACUGCCUUCCGCGUCGCCAACAACAGAGUGACAUCCGUGAAAACAAUCUUACUGGUCGAUGGAGAAGUCUAUUCCAAGUCUCCGAGUUCUCCAACCGCAGGCAGCUUUGGAGUCCACCGAUCACUUGUCAGGAGCACCUCCAUUAUAUUCGACCUCCAAAAGUACAUGUGAUGUUAUCUGAAGCUUGCUGGAAGAGAUGCCCUUUUUCUCUUCAGUUUUGGUGCAUUUAAGCCUUUUUGAAGAUGUAAAAGUGUUGCAUAGUCCAGUUUGCUUAGUCGGUGUACAUGUUUCUAUUAAGAUGCAAAUUUCUAUA